CCAUGCGGGCGGGCGGCGCCGGGGCGCGGGGCGGCUGAGGGCGGCGGCGGGGCCGGCCGCGGGAGCCGCCGGGCCGGCGGGGAGAGGCCGCAGGGCAUGCCAGCCGCCUGCCCCGAUGUUUCCCUGGAGCAAGUGGAAGAAGAGGAUGGGAGCGAGCGCCUCCUCCUCCAAGAGACCCGUCUUCGACGAGCGAGAGGACGGUGUGCAUCGUGCAGAAGAGGGACACAGAGAAGAUGUACGCCAUGAAGUACAUGAACAAGCAGCAGUGCAUCGAGAGAGAUGAGGUGCGCAACGUGUUCCGAGAGCUGGAGAUCCUGCAGGAGAUCGAGCACGUGUUCCUGGUCAAUCUCUGGUAUUCCUUCCAGGAUGAGGAGGACAUGUUCAUGGUGGUGGACCUGCUCCUGGGAGGUGACCUGCGCUACCACCUGCAGCAGAACGUGCAGUUCACUGAGGAGACAGUCAAACUGUACAUCUGUGAGAUGGCGCUGGCCCUCGACUACCUGCGGAGCCAGCACAUCAUCCACAGAGAUGUAAAACCAGACAACAUCCUCCUCGAUGAACAAGGUCAUGCCCAUUUAACAGAUUUUAAUAUUGCAACCAUCAUUAGGGACGGGGAAAGAGCGACAGCAUUGGCUGGGACAAAGCCAUACAUGGCCCCAGAGAUUUUCCACUCCUUCCUGAGCGGCGGGACGGGCUAUUCCUUCGAGGUGGACUGGUGGUCCCUGGGCAUCAUGGCCUACGAGCUGCUGCGGGGCUGGAGGCCGUACGACAUCCACUCCAACAACCCCGUGGAGUCCCUGGUGCAGCUCUUCAGCACCGUCAGCGUGCAGUACUCCUCAGCCUGGUCCAAGGAAAUGGUCGCGCUGCUGCGCAAGCUGCUGACGGUGAAUCCCGAGCACCGCUUCUCCUGCCUGGCGCACAUCCAGGCCUCGGCCCAGCUCUCGGGCGUGGUGUGGAGCGACGUGAGCGAGAAGCGCGUGGAGCCGGCCUUCGUCCCCAACAAGGGCCGCCUGCACUGCGACCCCACCUUCGAGCUGGAGGAGAUGAUCCUGGAGUCACGGCCCCUGCACAAGAAGAAGAAGAGGCUCGCCAAGAACAAGUCAAGGGAUAACAGCAAAGACAGCUCGCAGUCUGAAAAUGACUAUCUCCAGGAAUGCCUUGAAGCUAUCCAGCAGGACUUUGUCAUCUUCAACAGAGAGAAGCUAAAGAGGAGCCAGGAGCAGCCCAGCGAGUCCGUGUCUGCCUCCGAGACCACCGAGGAGGCCGAGGCCGAGCCCCUGCACAUGUGCAGCUCCGUGUGCUCCUCGGGCAGCAGCUAGGCCGGGGCUGGCCGCCGCCCUCACUGCCCUCAGGUGCGCCGAGCACCCGAGCCCGCCGGACAGCACCGGCAGCUGCCCCGAGACUGCAGCACGCCAGAUUCACACAGGACUGCCCGGGCCGUGGAUGGCCAGGCCAGGAGCCAGAUUGCCACAGGACUGCCCCGCACCAUGGCUGCCUGCUGGGGAGGAUACGGCCUAUGCAACUUGUCAGGAGGAGAUCAACUUAUUUCGUCUUUCUGGUUUUGUGUCAGGUUGCUGAUCCACACGUUUUUAAUGCAGUGAGAGGACAGGGAACGAAGCCAUGUCCUUGGGCCCCACGGGGAGAGACAAGGAGCAGGGAGGAAGGCCAAAGAGGUGGUGUGAGCUUGGCUUUGGCACUCCCUGUUCACAAAUGCUGCUCUGGGGAUGGGCAAUCCCUGUGCAAACCAGAGCAGCCCCGGGGCUCUGGCACCAGCUCCUGGGAGCCUGCAGCUGCUUGGGCCCUGCAGCACAAGGAUGUCCCAGGCACCUCCUUGUCCCUGUGUCACCUGUCAGUUCCUUCAGAUUCAAGGCAAAUUAAUGUUUUGUGUGCACUCCAUGGAUUCUUCAGGGGCUGGGUAAUGGUUUGAUGUGUAUUUGAGAUGCAUUUAAAAUGUUUUCUUCCUUGUUGUGUCUGCUGCAGGCAGUGAGGAGCUGUGGGAUGGGUUGGAGGCUCUGGCUCCAUGUGCCCAGGCUCAGAGGACACAGUUUAUCACAGGCUGAGGUUUUGUUGGAGGCAGAGUGGGUGGCCUUGCAAGGCUGCUUGGUUAUGAAAGACAGGAAUAUUGUAUUUCACCCUUCGAUUUACUUUAUUUUCAGUGUAAAGUACAAGUACUGUAUAUAAUUUGCCAAUACCUGUCUUAACUUCUUACUAAGACAGGAAAUCUUCCCUUGCUCCAGCUGUGGGUGUUGCCUUUCUUGUUGCAGGGCCUUCACUGCUGCAGAGGGAGGGGUUUUGGUCGCUGUGCCCCCGAGCCCUGCAGUGCCACAGGACUGCUCCAGGUGUGUGGUGGGACCACAGUCACCAUCAGCCAUCAGCAGCUGUGUGUGCCAGGCACUGCAGGCUGCAGUGUUUGCACCCCUGCUGGGCAUUCCUAAUGCAGAAACGGAUGGGAGGUGUUUUUAACAGAUCAGGUUCUGGCAGCACCAGUUUUGCUGCGGUUUUUGUUUCCAUGAACAAACCAGAAAGGCAGAAUGGGACAAAAUGAUCUUCCACAGGCAAGGGCACAGCGUGUGUGUCUCCCACAGUUUUAUGUGGGAAUCAGUGUGUGGCUGCACUUGUGCAGAGAUGUGUUUUCAGUGAACUCUUUAGGGCUGUGCAGGAGGAGGGGAGCUGCAGCUCUGGCUCCAGUUGCAUGGUUAUUUUCAGGGCAGAGCCAGUUAUGAAUUGCAGGUGAUUUACUCCAGCACUGUGGGUAGGGUUUUACAGUGAAUUCCGUUGCACUAUUUGGAAACUUCCUGUAAAUAACAGUAAAAUUUUGGACUAUUGGAAUGACAAGGAGCAGUGCUGAUUUUUUGACCAAACCAUCCCACAGAUGAGUGAUGAAGAUACAUCCUCUUCAGCCAGAAGCUGUCAGGCCAGGAGAGGUGUUGGCAGUUACAGGACGUGUGUAAUCGAUGUUUUCGUUGCUUCCUUAGGACAAGAGACAGGUGUGGUGGGGGUUGGUGUGUGUGGGGAGGAGCUGGCUUGCUUCUCAAACUGAGCCUGCUCAGCCCAAGCCCUCUCUCUGUCACUCACCCGUUCCCCUUGCAGCACUCCCCUGCUGCAGGGCAUUGUGCCACACAGCAGCACCUGGCACAGACCAGGAGGGCUUCUGGGGAUGCCAGGGAAGGGCUCCUGCCCAGGGGAAACACUCUGGGUGGGUCCUGGCUGCCUGGGCAGCACCCUGGAACCCAGCAGUGCAUCCCUGGGAUGUGCUGGGGACACUUGGACCUGAGUCCCUGAGAGCAGCACCAGGACACAGAGCUGUGGGUCACUGUGCUGGCUGGGAGUGACACCGUGGACACAGUGCUGGAGUGCUUGGUUUUGGUUGUAAAUAAUAUUUGGGCAUAACCUCACCAGAGCCCCUGGGGGACAAGGUUUCAUUGCCACCUGUUUGCACUCAGUCCCUGCAGUAGAAAUGGCACGAAAAGAGCAAUUGGAAAAGGGACAAGUGACAGGAACAUCAGUGACAGCAGCUCAGCGUUACUGUCAUUGUCAGAACCCCUGUGGAGGUUUCAGUGCUCCUGCCCCCCGUGCCCCUCUCUGGGCCCCUCCUGUGUCCCCAUUGCCGUGUCCCUGUGUGAGCCAGUGCCAGCUGAGCCCAGCUCAGUCCUGUUGGCCCUGCACAUCUCUGUGGCUCCUGCCAUGGUGCCCCACGUCUGGCUAACCCCAUCCACAAUGCAGUCCUGGGCUCUGAUCCCCUCUGCUCCCUGUGCCACUCCCCUGGGUGUUCCCUGGCCCUGGCACAGGCUGGGCUGGGCAUGGCUGUGGUGCCCGUGGUGGUGCCCUUGUUCUGGCUGAGCCCUGGCUGCUGCUGCUGCUGCUGCUGAGCCAACCUCACAGUGAACUCGUGACAGAGCCCUGGUCCCACGUCCCAGCUUGGCAGGUGUCACCAACAGCUCUGGGCUGCACCUCCACCACAGCCAGAACACAGGAAUUUUCUGUACAUAAAUAUUUAAAUACCUGUAUUUUUUGUAUGACAGAUUUAUACAGUGUGUGCCAUUAUCUGCUGUGAAAAGUCUACAGCACCUAUGAAUUAUUCUCCUUUAAUCACUUGCCAUGAGAUUGUUUUCUUAUCUCUGUUGUGUUACAAAGUUUUGCAAAGUUGCAUAUUUUUAAGUGUUUGCAUUGAAUUCCACAGCCUUCACUGGGAAUUUUGUGCAUAAGACAAAUGGCAGGUCAGGUCCUGAUGUUUCUUCUGUUGCCAAUUCUCUAUUACUCCAGAGCUUGCCAAAAGAGUUUAAGAGUAAUAAAAUAAUAGCAAAGAUACCAGUAAUAUGGACUUGACCCUGGACUGAAAUCCUGCUGCCUUGAGAGGGUAUUUUUAAAAACUAUUUCAGUGCAGAUAUAUGUAAAUAUAUCAUUGUAUUUUAUGUUAAUACAUUCCUGUAAUUUUCUUGCAUGACAAUUUUACCACAUCACAGAAUAUUUAAGUUAUGACAAGGCUGUGUUUUUGCAGAUACUGUCGGAAGCCAUUGCACAUGUGGAGUAAUAAAUGUGUAUUUUUAACAUUG
Zonotrichia leucophrys gambelii is the source of this 4553-nucleotide messenger RNA. It is a transcript of the gene STK32C, whose product is annotated as serine/threonine kinase 32C. Bases 234 to 1319 code for a protein of 361 amino acids. The record is from RefSeq and is a predicted model, not a curated record. Gene Ontology annotation, biological process: protein phosphorylation. The transcript has 11 exons. Gene Ontology annotation, molecular function: protein kinase activity; ATP binding. Lineage: Eukaryota; Metazoa; Chordata; Aves; Passeriformes; Passerellidae.